UCCAGCCAUCAGAUCCAAACAACACUUGAGGUGGUCACGGGUUGACAGGUUUAAGUCCUCUAGUUCACAAUAACUUCCUCAAGAUGAAUAUGAAAAUUUGUGGCCCCAAGUGUUCCCUGUGUUGUACUCUGAUCAGUGCAUGGGGGAUAGUGCAACUGGGAAUCAUGGGGAUCCUAUUCUGGGUCAGAUCACCGGCCUUUAUUGAAGACUUGAAGAUAGAUGACUCGAUUAUGCAUCCUGCGGAAGUCGACAUCCAUGGGAAUGCUAAAAGGUAUCUGGAGGCGAUGGAUGACUCAUUUCAUACGAUCGCCUUGAACUGUUGGAUAGCGGCUCUUCUGUACAUAGUGACGCUGUUCCUGUCGGGGUGGCAGUUGUGGGUAAAUAAUAGAAUUAGUGCCUAAGAAUUGGCAAUUGCUCAAGAUCAGCCACUACUACAAUGGAUAAAUUAGUCUUACUUGUCUCAUAUUUGAAGAGUAAAGUAUAUUAAAUUUUUAUUGUGAUUGAGAGUAUCCUUGAGCUCUGUUUUGGAGAAUCAUCGAGGUUUUGACAGUUAUUUAGAAAAGAUUAGUUGGAUGUUUAUUUUUUCAAAGUAUUAUUGAGAUUUUAUUUAGGAAAUUUAUGAGCUUUCUCUCUGAGGACUUAAGACCAGAGUAGUCACUUGUAUGUCUGUAUAUUAGAGUUUAUUAUUACUCUUGUUAUGAUGAGGGUCAUUUAUGUAAAUACAUUUGAUAGUUGUGAGGGAAAUGAAUAUUGUUUAAUGAGACCUUGAGCCUAAACUUUUGAUUGAAGUGUUAUAUUAUUUACGUUCGGUAUUUCAAACAGCUUACUAUGUAAAACUCCACAUUGUGAUGAAGAUUAACCUUUAUUGUCUAUUUAUAUUUAAUUCAGAUUUUUUGUUCACAUUAAUUACAUAUUUCAAUUAUGUCUAAUGUGAUAAAAAAACAAAAACAAUUGGGGUGAGCCAUUGGAAGGAAAAACCUAAACCUUGUUGCCUGUAUUUGUUUGUCAUGCGGGCAGAACCAAGUUACGUAUUUAAGUAUUUUAUUAGGGAAGCUACACUUGGUGACCAUUCAGACUGUCAUGUAAGAGCUCAACUUAUCUACUAAAAGAGAAACUUUCAUUUUUCAUUUAUUCUAAGUUUUGUUUUGGUGAGGAGAAGUUUGUGUCAGAUGUCCUGAGUGUCACCACCAGUUUUGUUGGGAAGAAAGAUGAAGUGCCUUAUGAGAAGAGAAACCUUUUAAUUAACAAGCAUUCCAAGAUCACUGCAUGUAGGGAUACAUUAUUGUGAGGCACAAAUUGAUAGAAAACCCUUAGCUGUAGAGAAACUUUUUUAUUUAUAAUAAGAUAAGUGUCCCACCAUUGCAACUGGAAGGGGCUUACAGGAAUGAAAAAAUUAGGAUGAAUUAAACAAGUCGUCGUCUCGGUAAAAUUGUCCCGAGCGACUUAUAUGUAAGGGUCUAGUUACUAAUGGUAAAUUAUAGUUAAGAUUAUUAAUAUAGUUUUAUGUAUCCUAUACUCUAUGGCGAGAAUUAGACCAAUUUAGCCAUUGCAGCAUUAUGUUCAGGGUAAGUAUACACAAUGUCAACACUCCUAUAUGAUCUAAAAAAAACUGCUACUUUACUAUCAAAUAUAUGAGUCUUUACAGAAUACUAACCUCUUCCCUUUCAUUCUUUACCCAGAUUUGUUUUUGUAGAGCCUAUUGCACAUAUGUCCCAUACUGGUGACAUUAUUAUGAACUGUCUUGUUUCAGCACAAUAUUGAAUAAGAUUUUAUUUCUUUACAUCUUAAAUGUUUUAAAUAAGACAAACCUUAAAGUCACUUAAUAUACUUUCCCUUAAUGCAAGAAUGGUUGUAGAGUGAAUAGUCCAACAUUUGAAUCCUGUACAAGCUAUCACAGGGAUCACCACAGUACAGACACUCCCCGGGUCACAGAUAGGGUCCAUAAACCAGGGUGUCUCUGAUAAGCUUUAUAACUCAUAAAGUUUGUGAAUUUUUGUCUUGAGUACAGUACAUAUUGGUGACAUACAUUACUUGGUUGUUACUCAGGUGACAUGUUAUUUACUCUGGUUGUGUAAUUUGUUGUACCAUCUUACUUAUCUAAACAAAUGUGCCUUUGUAUGGUGAUCCCUGCACUGAUGUGUUGUACUGUACAUAUAUGUAGGAUUAAUCAGUCUUGUACAGAUGUAUAUUAAUGUACAUUCCAGAGGAGAAUUGGUGUUCUGGUUUUACUGAAUAAAUUAUAUACUUA
Molecule: messenger RNA, 2248 nt
Organism: Homarus americanus (American lobster)
Lineage: Eukaryota; Metazoa; Arthropoda; Malacostraca; Decapoda; Nephropidae
Product: ribonuclease kappa-B-like
Exons: 3
Coding region: 84-401 (105 amino acids)
Molecular function (GO): RNA endonuclease activity
Source: RefSeq, a predicted model, not a curated record